AUGGCACAAUCCGUUCAAAAUCUAUCUGUGUUAACUGCAAGCACUUCAACAUCAACCAUCGUACCAAUAACCAUAGUUUACAAUACGGGUGAUAAUGCAUGGAUGAUGGUUAGUACUGCAUUGGUAUUGAUGAUGACACCAGCUCUGGCAUUUUUCUACGGCGGUAUGGUACAUAAUAAAAAUAUAUUAAAUCAACUUUUUCUAUCAAUCAUAUGUAUGGGAAUUGUCUUCUGUCAAUGGGUGCUGUUCGGAUUUUCAUUUGCAUUCGGGCCAGCAGUUAGCAAAGGAUUUGGAUCAUUUAAAUGGGCGUGUAUGUUAUUCGGAGAAGUGUAUGCACCAACAUAUCCUUUGCUGACAUUUGCUUCAUACCAGGGUACAUUUGCUAUCAUCACACCGGCCUUGAUCAGUGGCGCAGUUGCCGGACGAAUGAAAUUAAUUCCCUAUAUGAUAUUUAUCUUUGUAUGGACAACAGUUUGCUAUGACCCACUAGCACACUGGGUAUGGGGUGAUAAUGGAUGGCUAAAACUAUUGGGUACUUUAGAUUUUGCAGGUGGUACGGUAGUACACAUCUCCAGCGGAAUCUCGGGUUUUGUAGCGAGUAUAAUACUGGGAAAACGAUAUGAUGUGGGUUCACAUGGUCAGGCACAUAACCUACCAUUUACAGUACUUGGCACAUCACUUCUGUGGGUGGGUUGGAUGGGUUUCAAUGCAGGUUCUGCCGGUAAUGCCAGUGGAUUGGCUGCUCUAGCAAUGAUGAAUUCAAAUGCUGCUGCAGCAGCCGGUCUAAUGACAUGGGUGAUCAUUGAUGCCAUACGCGGUUCGAUAUCGAUUAGCGGUGCUUGUGCUGGUCCGAUUGUCGGAUUAGUAGCCAUUACUCCGGCAUGUGGAUUUGUUCAGCCUGGAUGGGCACUUCUCAUUGGUGUUAUUGGUACCUUGGUUGUCUACAGUGGACUGCAAGUGAAAAAAUAUAUUGGAGUUGACGAUGCAUUGGAUUGUAUGUUCGUUCAUGGAAUUGGAGGAAUCGCGGGUGCAUUCGUGACAGGAUUGUUUUGUCAAGCGCGUGUGAAUUCGGGUGGGGCAGAUGGUGCAUUCUACGGACGACCAAUUCAAUUGUGGUAUCAAAUAGCAGGAAUUCUAACGACGAUCGCUUUUGCGGGACUCUGUACGGCUGGUAUUCUACUACCAAUGAAGUAUACGAUUGGUAUUCGAUUAGACCGAGAAGACGAAGUACUUGGACUUGAUCAUACAGCUCAUGGCGAAAGUUGGGAAGCUGCAGAACCUGGUGUACGUGGUUCCAUAUCAAAAGUCGAAGAUGUAGAAGUUGGUGAGGAUGGUAUCAUACAAUUUUCAGCUACAAUGUCUGUCCUUCAGCAGAUUAUGCCAAAUUUUCGACCACAAUUACGUGUUGCGGAUGGAAAUUUGAAGCAGCAACCACCACGAUUAUCAAUACAAAAAGUGGAUUAUUCGAAUGGUGGUACAGGAUUUGUAUUGGUACCUGAAACGUCAUCACGCGCAUCAAACGGCAAUAUUAUCAGCAAACUUUGA
Messenger RNA from Didymodactylos carnosus, 1545 nucleotides. Lineage: Eukaryota; Metazoa; Rotifera; Eurotatoria; Philodinida; Philodinidae. The record is from the annotation of a GenBank genome assembly.